Molecule: messenger RNA, 810 nt
Organism: Procambarus clarkii (red swamp crayfish)
Lineage: Eukaryota; Metazoa; Arthropoda; Malacostraca; Decapoda; Cambaridae
Source: RefSeq, a predicted model, not a curated record
AUGCUCUCUGACUUCUUCCGUCCCAAACCUGAAGAUUCCUUCCUUCCCAAACCUGAAGAUUCCUUCCUUCCCAAACCUGAAGAUUUCUUCCUUCCCAAACCUGAAGCUCCUUCCUUCCUUCCCAAACCUGAAGAUUUAUUCCUUCCCAAACCUGAAGAUUUCUUCCUUCCCAAACCUGAAGAUUCCUUCCUUCCCAAACCUGAAGAUUUCUUCCUUCCCAAGCCUGAAGAUUCCUUCCUUCCCAAGCCUGAAGAUUCCUUCCUUCCCAAACCUGAAGCUCCUUCCUUCCUUCCCAAACCUGAAGAUUUCUUCCUUCCCAAUCCUGAAGAUUCCUUCCUUCCCAAACCUGAAGAUUCCUUCCUUCCCAAACCUGAAGAUUCCUUCCUUCCCAAACUUGAAGAUUUCUUCCUUCCCAAACCUGAAGCUCCUUCCUUCCUUCCCAAACCUGAAUAUUUCUUCCUUCCCAAACCUGAAGAUUCCUUCCUUCCCAAACCUGAAGAUUCCUUCCUUCCCAAACCUGAAGAUUUCUUCCUUCCCAAGCCUGAAGAUUCCUUCCUUCCCAAGCCUGAAGAUUUCUUCCUUCCCAAACCUGAAGCACCUUCCUUCCUUCCCAAACCUGAAUAUUUCUUCCUUCCCAAACCUGAAGAUUCCUUCCUUCCCAAACCUGAAGAUUCCUUCCUUCCCAAACCUGAAGAUUUCUUCCUUCCCAAGCCUGAAGAUUCCUUCCUUCCCAAGCCUGAAGAUUCCUUCCUUCCCAAACCUGAAGCACCUUCUCUCCCAAACCUGAAGCACCUUCCUUCCCAAACCUGA